This is a messenger RNA of Hemicordylus capensis (graceful crag lizard), 12373 nucleotides long. RefSeq names its product helicase with zinc finger 2 (gene HELZ2). The transcript has 20 exons. NCBI's taxonomy places the organism in Eukaryota, Metazoa, Chordata, Lepidosauria, Squamata, Cordylidae. The record is from RefSeq and is a predicted model, not a curated record. The coding region runs from base 321 to 8771 and encodes 2816 amino acids. Gene Ontology annotation, molecular function: RNA nuclease activity; RNA binding; ATP hydrolysis activity.
GAAGCGCUGCCAUAGGUCUGGCUGCAGCGAGGCCCCAGAAACGAAACCAGGGGCUGCUGCCUUUAAAUGGCAGUCCGGCUCGUUCCUCCCGGCCCAUCUCCUCCCCGGUUGCCGAAGCAGGAGCGCCGCCGCCGCCGCCGCGCAUCUUCCCGGGAAGAGCCAAGCAGCAGCAGGGGGUCUCCUCCAAGUUUGCACGGAUUAUUCCACUCGAGCCGCCACCAGUCCUCUUGCUGGAUGUCAGUGGGUGACUGGCUGACCAGCUCUGCUUCCAAGGGACUCUUCAUUCUGUAUUGACUGGGUUGCUUGGACCUUUGGGGAAGAUGCGCCGGGUGAACGGGGUGGUCCCUACGCCGCUGGAUGGCCUCCGGGCGCAGCUGGAGCUGCGUCUGGUUUGCUCGAAAUGCAGCCUGCAGGAAAACGAGAGCACCUACCAGCUGAAGGAGGUAGAGCACCAUUGCAUGAUGGAAAUCCUGCUAGCCAGGUGCAAGGGGAAGCAAGGGAAGCGGUGGCGGAAGGUUGGCCGUAGGCCAGGCUUCCCGAAGCCAGCCUCUUAUGACAUCUGCAGGUUCUACGUUGCUGGCGCAGGGUGCAAAAAGCACAGGAACCAUUGCACCUUUGCUUGGAGCCGGGAGGAGGUGAUUGUGUGGACCUUUGAGAAGAACCACGGCAUGGAAAGACACAUCCUGAAGAUGCUGCUGCAGCAGGCUCAGGCUGGCAGUCAGGUGAAUGGCCUUUCCAAGCUUCCAAAGCCCAGCAUCGCAGAGGAAAUCCGCAGCGAGUUUGGGGGCCAUUUCCAGGAGAUCUGCGCAUUCUGUUUUCAUCAAAGCCCCCAACGGAUCUCCCUGAAGGACGCCACUCAGACCUGUGCAGGGCACUGGAAUCCACUUUUGGUGCACGUGGUCACCAGUGGCAAGAUGAAGGAGCAAUACACAGAAAUCCGGCCCUGCCCGGGGGGCACAACAAAACUGAGUUACUGCAAGUAUGUUUCUGCUGGCGCACAGUGCAGGCACGGGGCAUAUCGCUGCCAGUAUGCUCACAGUGAUGUGGAAAUGGCGGUCUGGGAGGCGGAGCAGAACUGCAACUUAGUACGUGCAGACCUUCUGUCCCCAUUGGCCGCCUGCAAGCCAGGAGACCAGCCCUCUCUGCCAGAGGUCCAGUUCUACUGCAAAGUGUGUCUGGUGACCUGCAACUCCCAAGAGAACUUCGAGAACCACUGUUCUUCUGUGGAACACACUCAAAUGAUUGCCACCGACACCAUGACCCAGUGGGCUCACCGUGCCCCUCCGUAUGGCUUGAGAUCCUUCAUUCUGUGCGGCCGAGCUGAUGUCUGUGAAUAUGGGCAGGAUUGCACCAAGGCACAUUCCUUGGAGGAGCUGGAGGAAUGGAUCCAGAGGACAAAAGCUGCGGAGAAAAACAAGAAAUCUGCCAAGGAAGGUGGCCUCCUGGCCUACCAGGAUCGGCUCAUUGCGGAAUACCAAGCAAGCCACAACGAGGUCUUAAUCAUUUCCGAGCAGGUGGAUGGAGUGACGGUCACCUGCCAGCAGCCUCUGCGGGUGCAGUCUGAAGACAAGAAGAUGCAAUACCGAUGGGUUUUCAGCAUCCAUUCCCAGAAGCCGCUGAUACAUGUAGCACUGCUGAAGAGAAUCCCUGGAGCAGCAUUUUUCCUAGCAGGGGAUGGUCUUUCCCGGGGCCUCACCUAUGCCUCGGGAGAGCGAUUCAAGAGUCUGCAGACUUCUCCGCUCGCUUACACAGUGGUGGUGUGCAUGGAGUCUUGCACUUUUGGCACCUAUGAACAGUGGCUGGUGAUGGAUUUUGGCAGUCGCCCAGUGCUGGUCCAAAAGCUUCAAGCCAAGACUGGGAAAAAGGAGGGUCCCUGGCGCAUGGAUCCAUCUGCAGAGCAGAACAGCCACUUUGUGGACUUUGAGCGCUGGCACAGCGGCAAUCGCAUGGUGGUGCCCGGCGUGGAACGCACCAGCAAGGACGUUGAGCUGCUGGCCAAAUACAAGGCCCCAUCACUCUCUCUGGAUUUCCGGCGGGGAGCUGAGGGCAAGCCAGUCGCUCGCUUGAACUACCGUGAGCAAAUGCACAACUUCCUGUUCAGAGAGGAAGAGGCGCAGCAAGCUGAGAUUGGCAAGCUCAGCUUGCAAGUGAUUGCCUCCCUUCAGCCUAUGGUGGAGACCCUUUCCAUGGGAAUGAAGUUUGCUGCUCCAGGAGAGCUGUAUGCUCACAUCCCCACCCCUUACUCUUUGACCCCAGACUCCAGGGAAGGGUAUCUCCUGCAGCGCUCUGUCAAGACUGCCUUCCUGGCCCUGGACCCUCCCACCAACAACCGCGUCUACGAGGUCUCUGUUGAGAGCAAGGCCACGACCGCGAGGAGCAUCUGGCUUCUCCUGUCCAAGCGCUGCUGCCAUGAACUGGGUCUCUCAGUUAACACAUCCCUCAAGGUGGAAGUCCAGUUCCAGAUCGACCAGCUUCAGUUCCGGCAGUGGCAUCACGCUGUGGACAGCCUGUUGGAUGAGCGGCUGGUCCUGCCGGAUGUGGCGGCCUGCUCCGUCCCACGACCCCUUGGGCAGGUGCUGCUGGGAGGCAACCGGAAGCAGAACCAAGCCAUCUCCUUCAUCACUGGGCAGGCGGCCGGCAUCCGCCAAGUGCCCCCUCUCCUGAUCUAUGGGCCUUUUGGAACGGGGAAGACCUUCACCUUGGCCAUGGCCACCCUGGAGAUCAUCAAGCAGCCUCAGACACGGGUGUUGAUCUGCACUCACACCAACAGUGCAGCUGAUAUCUACAUCCGCGAGUAUUUCCAUGAUUAUGUCACAUCUGGACAUCCAGAGGCCGCCCCGCUAAGGAUUAAAUUCACUGGCCGUUCGGUCAAAGUGACUGACUGCAUCACCCAGCUCUACUGCUGCCUCUCUCCGAACCAAGAUGCCUUCCGCCUCCCCACGAAGGAAGAGUUGGACCUCCACCGCAUCAUCAUCACCACCUCCAUGGUCUCCCAGGAUCUUGGGGUACCCCGUGGCUAUUUCAGCCAUAUCUUGAUUGACGAGGCUGCCCAGAUGCUGGAGUGUGAGGCGCUGGUCCCACUCUCCCUUGCUACUCUGGAGACCCGCAUCAUCUUAGCAGGGGACCACAUGCAGGUGACCCCAAAGCUCUUCUGCCUGCAGGCGGGUGAGCAGUCGGCCGACCACACGCUCCUGAAUCGCCUCUUCCAGUACUACCAGAAGGAGAAGCAUGAGGUGGCCCUGAAGAGCCGGACCAUCUUCACUGAGAACUACCGUUCCACCGCCAACAUCAUUGACUUUGUUUCCAGGCACUUCUAUACUGGCAAAGGAGAUGCCAUCCGUGCCAUGGGCAACAUCCCCCCUCACCCCGAGCUCCACCCGCUCAUGUUCUGUCAUGUGGCUGGCUCGGCUGAGCAGGAUAUGUCUAUGACUUCCUGGUACAACACCGCUGAGAUCAUGCAGGUCACCGAGAAGGUGCAAGAGAUGUGCCAACGGUGGCCCGAGGAAUGGGGCAUCUGUGACCUCAAGAAGAUCUGCGUGGUCUCCUAUGGGAUGCAGGUGAUAGUAUUGAGGCAGGAGCUAAGGAAGAACCGCCUGGGAGAAGUGAUGGUGGAGAACUAUGAGAAUCUACCAGGCAGGGAAUUCCAGAUUAUCAUCAUCAGCACUGUCCGCACCAGGGAGAGCCUCAGCCACAUCAGCUCCUCCAACUUGGAUGUCUUCAAUGACUCACGGGUCCUGAACACCAUCAUGACGAGAGCCCAGUCACAGGUCAUUGCCGUGGGGGAUGCAGUGGCUCUGUGCUCCUAUGGCCAGUGCAGCAAGGUCUGGAAAGGCUUGAUCAAGGAGUGCAUUGAGAAGAGGACGGUGACUCCUGAAACCCUAACCCUGGAAGAGAUCAGGCAGGCGGUGAGCGACAGGGCCAGCUGGAGCAGAGCAAGCCCUGAGCUUGAGGAAGAAGGGAGCGACACAGAUUCCUGGUUCUCUGACGCAGAGAGCUUGAAUGCUGAUGACCCAAUAUUGCAGGAACUUUUGGAUGAGAGUAAAAAUGUGGUGAUUACAGUCUCUGAUGAAGGACUGUUGAAUGUGAAGUCGUCAUCUUCUCAAAGCAGCAGGCAAGAGUAUGUCAGCUACUCCCCACAAAAAAUGAAUGAGUACCUGCGCAUGCGCCCAAACAUGUACAAGCGUUGCGAGUUCAUCAAGGAGGGCUUUGAUCGAGCUUCUGCCUUCUCUCUGGAUGAUGACCCUCCAUUGAGCAUCCAGAUCAAAGGUAGGGUCCACUGUGGAAUGGCCUUCACGGGGGACCAGGUUUUGGUGGAGAUCCAGCAGAAGGCUACAUCCGAGGGCACUCUCCAUGGGAAAGUGGUGGGUGUGUUGAAGAAGGCUAAGAGGGACCAUACUUUCAUCUGCACAGUAGAUGAGUUUGAUCUUCGGGUCAUGAUCCCCAUUGACCACACGGUCACAAAAAUCUUUGUCCCGGGGCUGAAAGAUAAACCAGACUUCAUUCCCAUCCGCCAGAUGGACAAAGGAGGAAGCAUCAGGUUGAAAAUGUGCAAGAGGAUAACUCAGGAAGGCAAGAAGAAAUACCUCUUUGCUGUCCAAAUCGUCCAUUGGCGGGAGGGCUAUUACUACCCUCUGGGGAUUGUUACUGAGGUCCUGCCCGUGGCUUCAACAGUAGAGGAAGGAUUGCGUAUCCUUGAUGUAGAGUACUGCCUCACCAGACAAUACCCGGCCUCUGUGAAUGAUCAAGUAGCCAAACUGACCUCCAGCAAAUUGUCUCCUGUGAAGGGGAGUCGGAAGGACUGCCGGGCCUAUCUGACCUUCACAAUUGACCCUGCAGGUGCUAGAGAUUUGGAUGAUGCCAUCAGUGUCCAAGACUUGGGUGAUGAAUAUGAGAUUGGGGUCCACAUUGCCGACAUAGCAUCUGUGAUCCCCAAAGACUGCGCUCUGGAUAAGGAAGCCAAGAUCCGGGGGCUCAGUUAUUAUGCUCCUGGGAAGGAGCCGGUGUGCAUGUUACCACCUCAACUCAGUCAAGACCUCUGCAGUCUCCUUCCACAGAAAGAUCGGUAUGUGGUCUCGCUCUUUAUCUUGAUAAAUAAGAAGACUGACCGGGUGGUGAAAGCUUCCUUUACUGUGUCCACAAUCUGCUCCAACCGGCAGAUGACCUAUGAGGAGGCAGAGGGCAUCAUUAGGACCUACUAUAGGGCAGAAGCACCAUCGCUUUGCUUUGACACCCUAGAAGAUUGUGUUGCAGUUGCAUACCAUUUCUCUCGAGUCCACCGAAUGUCCAGGCUCCAUGAAGAUUAUUAUUAUGACCAAUUGGAUGAGGAUAGCCCAUUGGGUCAGAGAUGUUCCCACCAGAUGAUCCAGGAGUUCAUGAUCAUGUUCAACAGUUUUGUGGGGGAGUUCCUCAUCCACAAAGAUUCCACCAGAAAUCUAACCCCUCUGCGUUGCCAGAUAGAGCCCAACCCACAGCAGAUGACUCAGAUGAGGGACAAAUACAGAGAGGUAAUCCCUUUAUCUACCCACCUCUCUCACCAUCUGGGAGCUCCAACCACUGGAACCCACAUGGCGACUCACAGUAAGUUUGUUCUUCUGAGUUCAUUGUGGGACCAUCUCAAGUCAGCUGCGGACAACCAGGACUUUCCCAAGAUGCUUGACCUAAUUACAACAGAUGACAUCCAUCCCAUGCUGGCCCCUGUGAAUUUGGAAUUCCGCAAGCUUCUGGCCCGCUCUUACUUCCUUCGCUCCAACUCAUCUAUUCAGUCCAAAGUGGGCCAUUAUUCCUUGCAUGUAGAUUCAUACACCUGGGCUUCCUCUCCCAUCCGGCGCUACAUGGAUGUUGUCGUCCAGCGACAUAUUCUCACAGUCCUCUUGAAGAAGCCGGUGCCAUACUCCUCAGCGGAUAUUGAUUUCCUUUGCCAUGAUUUCAACCGGAAGAACGGAAUGGCAAAUGCCUAUGAGAAGAAGGCCCACUCUUUGGAGAUGGCAGCUAAGUUGAAGUUCCAAGUCCAGCAGAAGGUUGCCUUUGUGAUGAAUGUGGAAAGGAUGGCUAAGUGUUUCAAAGCCUUGUUUCCUCUGAACAAGGAGACCCUCCCAGAUCUUCAUCUCAUCAACUACAGGACCCUCCAACUGGUAGCACAGCCAAUUUUUAUUGAAGAGCGUAAUAGUAUGAAGCUGUCCUGGAAGAGGAGAAUCUACUCUAUGGAAACCUUAAAGGCAUGCACCCCGAGGUCGUCAGUGCUUCGCGACAAGAGCGUCACCCUCUUCAGCGUACAAGCCUGGUGUGAUGGCCUUGCUGCCAUCAAGAACAAAGAUUUUGAGAACCUGAUCUCUCUUCUUGAGAAGGGCCAUAGCAUGCAGCCGAGAAACGUGGGGAGAAUGGAGAGGAGCAAGUGCUCACACUAUGUGGAGCUGUCCCUGGAGCUCAGUGUUGGAGACGUCUUGCGCCUCCAGCUCACCACAGAUGUCCAGCGGGGCUUCCUGACGCCGUUUGUGGAACUGUGGAAUGUGGCCCCAGGCUUCGAUGUGUGUUUGCAGCACACCGAGAAGCCCAUCGACUGCUUCUCCAAAUAUACCACCCAAGCGUCCAAGGAGGCUUAUGAAGAUGCCUUGGAUUAUCGCAAAGUGUGGUUGCCGCUGUCUGAUAUGGAAGCGGCUUCGUGUGCCGUAUCCGAAAAUGACCCCAUCGUCCUGUAUGACGUCAAGAUCGUCUGGGAGAAGCGAAGGACCAAGAGAGGGCAGCUCCAGGGGACGUUCUCCUUCACCAAACAGUUCCUCAAGGAGUGUGCCAUUGAGGUGGAUUUCAGCUACUGCUACCUGUGCAUCCGACUCUCAGGCCUGAAAGCUGAUGGAAGGCAAGACGACGCUGAGGCCCUCAGCCACCGUCUCCAAAAUCUGAGUUUGGCCAAGAACAAUUCGGAGGCCAGCAAGUUCACUGCUGAUCCAGCUACGUACACUUGGGUGGCCCAUGGGUGCACUGAGGAGUUUGAUGACAACGAGAAAUCCGAUCAACGUGGCAAAGUGAUGGUUCGUUUCUACGUCAACUUCAUGUCCAUGGAAAAUGUGCCAGUUGAGGUCACCCAGGAAACUUCCCGGUUCAUUGUAGAGUUGAUUCCAAAGCUGCUGCCGGAUGUCCGAAAGGAGAAAGCCAUUUGGCACCUGCAACAUGCGAAUGAGCUGACAAAGAGCAUAGCCCUUGGCAAGGAAAUUCCCUACCAAGUAAUGAGAAAAUCCAAUGUCUUGAAGCGCACAAGCUUUGAUCUUCCAGGAGGAAGGACGCUUAACCCAAGCCAAUACCAGGCCAUUUCUGAGGCUUUGAGAAAUCCAUUCACUCUCAUCCAAGGCCCACCAGGGACAGGGAAAACUGUGGUUGGUUCUCAUAUUGUCUACUGGUUUCACCAGCUGAAUCAGGAGGGGAAAGGAAAGGAACCUACCCUGGGAGAUAAGGACGAAGCAAGCAGCCACAUCUUGUACUGUGGGCCCUCAAACAAGUCCGUCGACGUUGUUGCUGAGAUGCUGUUAAAGAUGAGGCCUUCUCUGAGGCCCCUCAGGGUGUAUGGAGAAACUAUAGAGCACAUGGAAUUCCCCUAUCCUGGCAGCAGCUUGCACAUCUCCCGAAAAGCUCAGCGGGACUCAAAAUCCAAGCCGGAGAUUAGGGAUAUAACUCUGCAUUACCGGAUACGGCAUCCACCAAAUCCUUCAGCGCAGCAGAUCUGUGAGUUUGAUGCACGAGUGAGAAGAGGGGAGGAGAUAGCAGAGGAUGAAGUUACACAGUACAAGCAGCUGCUGAGCACUGCCCGGAAGUAUGAGCUCAAACGCCACGACGUCAUCCUGUGCACAUGCUCUGCCUCCUGUGCCGCCUUCCUGGUCGACGGUCUGAAUGUCAAACAGGUGCUCAUUGACGAGUGUGGCAUGGCCACCGAGCCAGAGACCCUCAUUCCCUUGGUGAACCACAGAAGACUGGAGAAGGUGGUCUUUCUGGGGGAUCAUAAACAGCUGAGGCCUGUAGUCCACAAUGAUUUCUGCAAGACCCUGGGCAUGGAAACGUCCCUUUUUGAGCGCUACAAGCACCAGGCCUUGCUGUUGGACACCCAGUAUCGCAUGCACAAGGACAUCUGCCAGUUCCCAUCGGAGGCUUUUUACCAUGGGAAACUGAAGACUGGCCACAACCCUCACAACCGUAGCAGCACCCUCUACCACAACAACCGAGACUGCUGUCCCAUAAUCUUUGGCCACAUAGAAGGACGGGAGAAGAGCCUCAUGGUCUCGACCGAAGAUGGGAACGAGAACUCCAGAGCCAACCUGGAAGAAGCAGAGCAGGCGGUGAGGAUAUCAAAGCAGCUGACCUUGGACAGGACUACCAAGCCAGAGCAAAUUGCCAUCCUGACUCCUUACAAUGCCCAGGUGGUGGAGAUCAAGAAGCUCCUUUCCCAGGAAGGGCUGCGAGAUGUCACCGUGUGCACCAUCAUGAAAAGCCAAGGCAACGAAUGGAAGUACGUGAUUGUGUCCACUGUCCGUUCAUGUUCCCGGUCAGCGAUUGACAAAAAGCCCACCAGGAGCUGGCAGAAGAAGAACUUGGGGUUUGUGAUUGACCCAAACCAGAUCAAUGUCUGCAUCACUCGGGCACAGGAGGGACUCUGUAUUAUAGGAAACCGAUACCUCCUAGAAAGCAACCCCUUGUGGCGAAGACUUGUGGAACAUUACCGGAAUCAGGGAUGCUACACCACUGCGGAGGCAAUUCAGAUCAGGAGGAGACCAGCUGUACGUAGAUGACGUGCCUGCCCCGUUUCUGGGCAUGCCAUCUCUUGUGUGGAACAAUUGCCAAAGUUGUGCCAGAAUUGGUGACCCAUAUUAACUAGAUGCCACCAGGAAAUCCACAAGGUGCUUAUCUUCUUUCUAGGCAUCAAGCUGUGAGUACUAUAGCAGAGGACUUCCAACCAUAAUUUGAGGAUCGUACUAGGUCUGUGGCAUGGGUUGUGCCACACCUGCCUAUGGACUCCAGCCUGACACUGUUUCUGGUCCUGCCUGUUCCCUAGCUCAGUAGACUCAAGGCAGAACCACCCUGAGGCACAAGGGGCUCCAUCUGGACUGUAGUGCUCACUAGAGUCAUCCUAUAUUUGGAUUUGACUUGUGGUCCACUUGCCAGGAAGGUUGGCCACCAUUUUACUGGAUAACCUCUCUGAUCUCGACUUGGAAUUCCUCCUAUUUCAUUUCUGAAGGCAUUAUCUCUGGAAGAUGCAUGCUUUUGGAGCGGGGGCCAAAAGGCUGGGAUAGAACCCCCAACCUUCCAUUUUGGACAUUCACCUUACCUUUGCUUUGGGGAACACACAGAUGUUGUAUGGAUCAUCUAUAAAGGACUAUCUAGAAGGAAUACCUGCUAUGCCAGAGUAAGAACAUAAACACUUCUGUGUGGCCUUGAUUGGGCUUGGUCAUGGCAGAGUUUGUUUUUAUGAAAGACUGUGUUACCUUUCAAGAGGGGCCAUCAUGGCCAUCAAAUAUAAAUUGCCCAGGAAUUUUCUCUCUAUCCCAAGAAAAUGUUCCCACUUUGUACAAAAAAUGUUUUCAAGUUCUCUUUUUGAAUUUUACUUGAAGGUGUUUUCUCUCGCAAAGGAUAUGUUGUGUGUGCGCGCGCACGCAUGCAAUUGCUUCUGAUGAAAGGAUCUCGGAUCUUUUGAAGCUUUACCUCCCCAGUUUUCCACUUUGUGUUCUAUCAGCAGUCAUGGAUGUGCAACUGUUAAGACAUUUUGGCUGCUUCUCUGCAAGGCUGCCUUUUCUCUCCCUGUGAACCCUGUUGGAGCCUUGACGACAGCCUCCACCCCAGCCCCUCCCACACACCCAUCCAGCAGAAUGUUCUGUAUGAGCCUGUGUAUCGCAAAACUAAGCUAGCCAUAUGUGUUUACACAUGCGUUACAACUUUGCUGGAUGUGCUCUGUAGUCUUACAUGCUUUUGUGCAUCCAGCGUGACAGAAUUGUGUGCGUUGUGCAGAUUCCAUGUGGGUUGUGUGUGCUGAAUCUGGAAGGAGAGGACGGAAGGCUUCUGAUUGAUCAUUCCAGCUCUGAAUAUACCAAGUGCCUAAAGACUCUUAAUGAAAUUCAACAUGUGGAAUUUCCAGAGACCUGGGAUUGCUGAGCAAACUGGAUUGGAAUUAUCUGCCACGGCAUAGCAUUUGCACUGCAUUGAUGGUCCACAGUCCUUUCUGGCAUGUCCACACAAAAACUGUGCAAAACCUACAGGGAUCAAUUUAGCCCCAUGUUUGCACUAAGAUGAUGCCACUGGGCUUCUUCCUCAACCCGAAGCGCCGUGGGAAUAUGCAAUAAGAAGUCCUGUGCCCCCCAAACGUAUGCUCUGUGUCUUAAUCUGCCUCCUUUUUGGUGUCUUAGAUUUUAAUGUAUCUGAAUUAUAGCAAUAUGCGGAGCUGCUUUUUAAUGGUGUAGUGGGGUUAGAAUUCAAGCAGCAAACCGAACGUGGUGGCAGUGGUUUUCUUUCCUUUGCUCCAGCAAUGGAAACGUAUUGUCAGGGAUCUUAAUAGCAAUGGAAGGGGGACGAGGCAGCUCACUCGCUUCCAUUGUUCUACCUCAGUAUUUUAAAAUGUGAAAGUGGUGUGUACUUGUUCAAGACUUGCUGCCUUUUAAAGAUUGUUAUUAUAAGUGCAAGGGGACCUCCCCGCCCCUGUAAACUCCCAAAGCCUACUUGGAUCUCUCUACUCUGGAACGGGGGACAGGUUUUUAGACAGGAGAGCCAAUCUUCUAGUAAUACUUUUGAUAUGUAUCCUAGUGGCUGCAUAAAGAAAUAGUUGAGCCAGCACAGAGGCACAAGAAUACCUGUGUAUUGCUUGCUCCGCCUUAUGCAUAAGCUGAUUUCUUAGAUCACAAGAACUCAUUUGAAAAACUCUGAGAGCUACUCAUCCCUUUUUGCUAGCUUUCCCGAUUACUAUAUUAGUAAUCGGUGGCCCAAAUGAAAAAUGGAUUGCUUUUUUGUUUUAAACUUCCUUGUCCAGUCACCUAGAGGUGAUCUUUACUCAACGUGGGCAACCAGGCAAAUGGCUGUCUUUGACCACUCUCUCAACCUGUCAUAUCUUCUCUCUUUCCAUAAGGUAAAUGACUGUUCCCUGUGGCAUUUGCACAGGGUCCUCAUUCUUAGUGUGGAAAAGUGUGCCCCUGAAAACUUUUAUAGCUCAGCGAGGUUGAGUAUGGUUGCUGCUGCUGCUUCUUCAAAUAAGAAAUGGCAAAAUCCACUGGGAACAUUUCCUGCAUAUGCCUCAGUGGCUGACGUGAUGCACAAGGAUAACAGUGACGGGAAGCUAUUGUGGCACUGCUGCUGUGGACAUGGGGCAGUGGUGCCAGUGGAGACGCUGCCAGUUGAACUACCAGCACUACUGUCAUUUCCAAUAUUGUGGUAAAUGCACCAGCUGCCUCUGUUUCCCGACAGCAAUUUUCUCUCCCGCCCCGUCUGAGCGCUGAGCUGCCUGCAUGGAAGAGGGAGGAGCCACCCAAGUUGCUGCCGGGAAGCAGAAGCACCUUUGCCUCAUUUGGUGCCCACCUGGCUUGUUAGGAUGGCUGGUCUUUUCCAAGAGGCUUGUGCAGGAGAAGGUUCCUUGAGAAGGGUGGCUCCAUUUUGUUGUUGUUGCAGAGUAAGUGAAUUGCAUUGGGUGAAGAAACCCUGCCCAUGACAUAGACUCAGCGAGCAGGGAUUGUAGCGAAACUUUCUUUUUAUCAACAGAAUUUCUAUUAAGAGAACACAUUUCCACUUCCUAGAUAGAAUAUGCUUGCCUCUCCAAAGACUUGUUAAAUACAUUUCAUUUAAGCCUUUAGACAUUUGAGCCUGGAGCAUAGGUCCCUGAUUUAUAGAGACAUUUUCUACUUAAAACCAAGCAGUAUAAAGGCAGAUACAAUUUUUAAACUAUUUUAGCGCAAUAAUGUUGCUCAUGCAGAUGCAGAGUACAAGUCAGCAGGACAUUCUCCUGCACAGGCCAUAUUGAAAAGAAUGGGAUGUUGGUUUUGCAUAGGUCCUACUCAUUUCAGAAAUGGUCUUGCUGGAUUGUACCUGAAAUGUUGACUUUCCAUGAAAUGGACUAAAAUUUCUCUGAAACGUGUAUAUUUAGGGAUUUUAAUUGUCUUUUUAUUGGAUUCUAUUUUUGAUUGUUUUAAAAACAAUUUGUAUGUAAGCUAUCCUUUUUGUGGGUGAAAAUGUGGGCUAGAUGUUUAAAAGAAAGUAUUUUAUAUCCCUAAAUUAUGACUUCUACUAGCCUGAACUAUUUUUAAGAUUAUAAACUGAUAAAAUAUUUGUGAUGUUUCUAUGAAUCUUGACAUUCCUCUUUAAUUAAGUAUUGUGCAGCUGAAUAUACCAUACAAAAUUAAAAAAAAAAUGUUUCUGA